Messenger RNA from Hippoglossus stenolepis (Pacific halibut), 5103 nucleotides. It is a transcript of the gene larp4ab, whose product is annotated as La ribonucleoprotein 4Ab. Gene Ontology annotation, cellular component: cytosol; cytoplasmic stress granule. Gene Ontology annotation, biological process: positive regulation of translation. The transcript has 15 exons. Gene Ontology annotation, molecular function: mRNA 3'-UTR binding. The record is from RefSeq and is a predicted model, not a curated record. Lineage: Eukaryota; Metazoa; Chordata; Actinopteri; Pleuronectiformes; Pleuronectidae. The coding region runs from base 429 to 2762 and encodes 777 amino acids.
GGAGGCGGAGGCAGCUCAGCUUGUCGGGACGAACGGUGGCGGACAGAGGACGCAGCUGUCACACGCUGGACGAGCGGCACUUCGGAGCUGAUCUGCGGGAUGACGAACUGAGCAGCGGAGGGACCACACUGCAUGAGAAGAAAACCGAACGGGAAACGCUUUCGACGACAGCAUCACUACUGGUUCAAGUUAGAAGUGUUCGAAGUUGAAAGUCUGCGCAGAUCCACCCGGAGCACGCGCGGCCGUGUGAGUUACCAGUUGCCGGGGAGACGUAAGUUCAACCGGGGAAGCGACGACGCGGCGACGCUGAACAAAGAGCAGCAGCAGGCCACUCUGAAACCAUCUGCGGGGGAAUAAAUCCACCAGGGCGGUUAAACCCCUCGGAGCCGAAGAGGACACCGUGAGAAGAAGCCGAGGACCGGAGCAGCAUGGUUACCACUAAGGGAGCGGGUCUGAAUCCCAAUGCUAAAGUGUGGCAGGAGGUGCCUGCCCACCAGAACGACAUCCCAGAGGGGACAGAGGAUUCACCUUGUCCGCAGACCAACCCUCCUCCUGCUGAGAUGACCAAUGGUUACACAGACGUUCCCUCCGCAGAGGGUAAAGGAUGUGACACUGAGUUUCCUGACAGCACUGGUGACUUUGCCCCUGUAGCCACAGAAGGCCCUGUAGCCACAGAUGGCACUGUAGCCACAGACGGCACUGUAGCCACAGACGGCACUGUAGCCACAGACGGCCCUGUAGCCACAGACGGCAUCAACCCCCCUGACUUGGGGUCUCUAGUUUUCGACCAACAAAGCGAACCAGCCAUAGAUGGUGACGUUUCUAAGGAACAACCAAUGUCUGAGGAGUGCCUAAGGGAGUCUCUGAAGAAACAACUUGAGUUCUGCUUUUCGAGGGAGAACCUCUCCAAGGACCUCUACCUUAUAUCUCAGAUGGACAGUGAUCAGUUUGUUCCCAUCUGGACCAUCGCUUGCAUAGAGGACAUCAAAGCUCUCACUACUGACAUGGACCUCAUUGUGGAUGUACUGCGAGCCUCUCCCAUGGUGCAAGUCGACGAAAGUGGAGAGAAGGUUCGGCCGAACCACAGUCGCUGUAUCAUCAUUCUGAGAGAGGUGCCAGAAACUACACCAGUUGAGGAGGUGGAGGCUCUUUUUAAGAGCGAAAACUGUCCAAAAGCGUUAAGUGCUGAGUUUGCACAUAACAGCAAUUGGUACAUAACAUUUCAGUCAGAUAUGGAUGCACUACAGGCUUUCAGAUACCUCAGAGAGGAAGUGAAAAUGUUCCAGGGAAAACCCAUCAUGGCCCGCAUUAAGGCCAUUAACACAUUCUUUGGUAAGAAUGGCUUCCGCAGUUUGGACUCCAGUGUUUUCAGUCAGCCUGCCCAACCACAGGCCCAGUACAGCUCCCCUGUCUACAUGCAGCAGAUGUACAGCCCUCAGCAGCAGUACCCUGUUUAUCCUGUGGUGUCUCACUCCUGGAACCCUUCAGUCAUGCCUUACUUUGAAACCCCACUGGCACCUUUCCAAAAUGGUGGAUUCAUGAAUGGUUACAACAAUCCUGGGAACUACAAAGGAAACUCAGGCUCCAUCAAACCACAUCGACCCAUGAGCAGGAACCAAAACCACGUGAAGGGUCACCACAGGCCGGCUGACAUGCCCACUCAUUCUCCGUCUUCCUUGACACUGGGGGCCCUGAUGGAUGGUCUGCCUGGUCCCUUGAGUCCGCAGCCCUUGCAGACACCAGAGCCAGUCUCUCUGCUGUCCUUCACUUUUAAAGAUAUUUCUCUGCCAGCUAACAUAUCCAGCGGAGAUCUGAGUGGGGGUGGACGUGGCAGGAGAGGUGGCUACAGAGGCAUGAGGAGAAAAAGAGAAGAUGAUUAUACCACGCGUCCUAUCCCUUUGAUGGAGGCCAAGGUUCCACCUCCUCCAAAGUUUGACCUGGCCGCUUCCAAUUUCCCUCCUUUACCAGGGUCUGUGGUUAGUACGCGAGGAGAAACCACACCAGAGAUGCGCCUCUCUGAUGUUGUACGUGGCAUAAAGGUGACCAACAAGCCUGUGAGCCAAGAAGCUAAUGAGACCAGACGCACAACUGUCUCAGAAGAUCCUGUGAGCUCACCAGAAUCCGUGGUCCCAGCUGCCAUACCUGCUCCUGUGACACUGCAGACAGAGGCACCACCCACCUCAUGUGAUUCUCCAGUAAAGGAAGAGGAUAAAGCUGAACUUCCCAUUCCAGAGGAAGUGAUCUCUUCAUCCACAGAGGCUGUUUCUCCAGCUGAAUCAGAAUAUGUCCCCCCCGUCUGCAGCGAGUCGUUACCAACUGAAGCACCAUCUCCGUCUCCCUCAACUCCAACAUCAGACCUGGGGCUCAAAAAGCUCAGCUAUGCAGAGGUGUGCCAGAAGAUGGCCAUGGACAAGCCAGGAUCACAGAUUCCCUCUCCCUCACCUCCUGCGUCCUCAGCUAGCCAACCCCUACAGGAGCUCAAGGCCAACAGGGGUGAAGAGCCUUGCCCCAACUACAGGCGCACAACAGACAAACCAGAGAAAAAUGGAGACAGCCGGCCGCCUCGUCAGCCGUUGCGCUCCUUCAGGGGGGGAAAUGGCCAAGCCAGAGUUGGAGGUGCAGCUGCAGGUACAGGUGCAGGUGCAGGGCUGAAAGUUCGGGAGCAUCAGAGAGGCCUGAACAAUGGAAAACCAUUUACUCCACAGCGGGGCGCCAGACGCAGCGGCAAGGAACAGAACAUUCCCCCAAGGUCACCAAAAUAACUCAAGGAACCGAAACCUUUACAACAUGUACUUAAACAAGAAAGAAAUAUAUAUGUAAAUAUAGAAUAUAUGUAAAUAGACAGAUGGAUAUAUUUCGUUUGACAGACUUUGUCAAAGAUUCUCUACAUUGUUGCAGAAAAGACUGCAAGUAGACUUUCCAUUUAGGAAAAAGCAUUUAGUCUGCUGACAGAAUUGCAGACGAGGUGAUGAAACAUACUUUGCCUAAAGUAAUAUCACCAUAAACUGGCAAAAGUGUGUGUGUGUGUUUGAACCUUCGAAAGAGGGAUCUUGUAUCUAUAUAAAUAUUGUGUUCUGACAUGAAGCAUUGUAAACAUCCAAAAUGACCGAAAGGCAAAUGUGGCACAUAUUUUUUUUAGUGGCCAUUAUUCGCAUUUGUUUCACCUUCGGAUUUUAUUUAGAUUUUUAUCAAGGAUGUUUUUGUUUUUUGUUUUUUAUGAAAUAGAAGAUGAAUCUAGGGCAGAGUCAUAGAAACAGUGGAGUGUGAUACCACAGAAGGUUUGAGUUUAGAUGAGAAGCUGUGAUUGGAGAAAUUCUCAUGAUUAUGGAAUCAUGCUCUUCAACAGAUGAUGGUGAAAUACUAAGUUAUAUAGAUUCAAAACAUUACAUCAUAUGAUGAUUAUUAAUUAUUGAAUGUUUUGCCAGUAAUUGUCCUUUGUGAUGCAGAUAUUAAAGCACUGCAAAUAGCUGAAAUAACAAAUGUAGAGAAACAACUAAAUUCUAUUUAACUCUUGUGCAAAUCAGUAUGUCUUAUUUCAGUUGCUUAGUUUUAUUAGAGUUAAGCAGGAGCAGUAAUACAUGUUUUAUUUGAUGGUGUCUGUCUCAUGAAGCAGGAUUACCGGGUUAUCAGCUACUUCAGUAGUUCACGGUGGUAACCUGCCGAGCACAGAACCUGUUCCAGAAAUGUUUAAGUCCAGAAGAUCACCCACUAAUUACUGUAACAUAGUAUUUAGAUUGUUCGGUAUUUUCAGUUUCUUCUCUAAAGUUUUUAGAGAAGGAUGAGAUGUGAAAUAAUUAUUUGUAACCACCACCUGCAUGUGACUUGCUAACACAUAAUGAUUUCUGAAUAGAAAUUGGAUUAAAGUAGCUGUUUGAUGGAUGGUGCUGUGGCCAGUGUCUCCUCUUGGUCUUUGUGACACUGCCUGCAUCAUCAUCACUUCAUCAUUUCAGCUGAAUGUAUAUCUGUUGAUAUUGAAACCAUGUUUGAGCUUGACCUUUUAAAUGUCUUAUGUAUUAGCUUUCUUGAGUGUGUGUGUGUGUGUGUAUAUUUUUAGUUGUUUAUGUACUUAUUUCCUGCUGCACAGGAUUCUUUAAAUUUAAUUUUCAGUCCAGUUCUCAUGUUUUUCUUUUCAUAGUUAUCAGUGUUUCUCUAAUGUUUCUAAAUUGUUGUGUAGAAAGAUCUGAGGGGAAAAAAGACUUGGUUAUUGUCAACUGAGUUGAAUGCUGAUGUGUACAGUCAGGGUUCAUGGCAGAGCAACCUGUAUCUGUAGUGGUGUGAACUGAAAUGCACUAUUGUUUGAUCUCAAGGUUUUUAAUCAUAGCAGAUGUAAGAAAUGGGAAAAUGUUGCUCAGAAAUGCUGAACUUAUGCUUUAAUAUGUUUUCAUUUAUUCUGAAUAGCCUGUGGUGCUGCAAAUUUAAAUGAACAAAAAAAAUGAGUGAAGGUAAAGAAUUAUACAUUUUAGGGUUAGGGGAAUUAAAAAAAUGCCUUGAGAUACGUGUUUUGAUUCCUUCGCUUCUAGGAAACUUACUGUGGUGUUCAGUAUUUUGUUUUUUUGGAAUCAGUAGUUGUCUCCUGUGUACAGUAUAGUACAGUAUGUUUGUAUUGACAGUGUAAACCUGGGUGCAAGAAAGAGACAGAUUGCUUCUGCUUCAAACUACACGGAACUGUUAUCUCAAACCAAACCUCCAGUGCCUUAGCAGUGUUUGAUCUCAACAGCAAGAAGUUGUGAGAUUGUUGAGCACAUCACUCCACUGAUCGAGGCUGGUUAGCUGGUCGAACAAAUCCAACACGGUCCGUUCACGACACUUGGGAGACACGUAGAUCCUACCCGAUGUAAAUCUUAGUUUAUGGUGGCUGCAGCUGAUUUGAGCAGAGCUUAACAUGUACAGUAUGUGCAUGCUUAUUUGUCCAAUGUUAGGUGUGUAUGAUAUAGAUGAUUUUGUUUGCUCGUCAAUGCAAUAUUAGUCUUAUAUCAUAGUCCUGCUUAUAACUGUCUCAAUCAAACACAGGAUUUCAAGUUUCACCCAAGUACACACUGGUUUAUCAAGUGAAUAUUUUAUUACUGAGCCUGAUAUAUGGAAAUAAAGAUUUAUUUUUAAACA